Messenger RNA from Nerophis lumbriciformis (worm pipefish), 1237 nucleotides. It is a transcript of the gene fads6, whose product is annotated as fatty acid desaturase 6. Gene Ontology annotation, molecular function: oxidoreductase activity, acting on paired donors, with oxidation of a pair of donors resulting in the reduction of molecular oxygen to two molecules of water. NCBI's taxonomy places the organism in Eukaryota, Metazoa, Chordata, Actinopteri, Syngnathiformes, Syngnathidae. Gene Ontology annotation, cellular component: membrane. Gene Ontology annotation, biological process: lipid metabolic process. The record is from RefSeq and is a predicted model, not a curated record.
UGCACGGGAGAUAGCAGACGCUCGCUGACGACCAGGAGCUGACAUGACACCGCCGGACGGGACCACCGAGUCUGGGAGGAAGGUGAGGGGCGGCGAGGAGGAGGAGGAGGAGCCUGUGAUGGUGGAGCUGAGCAGGAUGGUGAAGACGAUGAUGAAGGAGAGCAGCUGGUGGGAGAGGAGGGGCCUCGACUGGAGCAUCCUGGCGGUGGCCUUCCUUUGCCUUCCUGUCGCCUUCCUGCUGCUGCGGUCGGCCCACGUGCUGGUCUUCACGUGCGGCCUGCUUCUGAUGGGCGUGGCCCACGCCACCAUCAGCUUCAAGGGCAACCACCUGGCCAGUCACGGCGCGCUGAGCGAGUCGCCGGCGUGGACCGAGGUCUGGGCCGUCUUCUUUAUUGAGGUGUGCGGUGCCUUCUCGGCGCAGGCGGGCGUGCACGCGCACAUCAAGCGCCAUCACGCUCACACCAACAUCAUCGGCCUGGGCGACUCCAGCGCGUGGAAGGUGGCCCGCCUCCCUCGCCUGGUCUACCUCUUCGUGGCGCCACUCGCCCUGCCGCUCCUCACGCCGCUGGUCGCCGUGGCUCACCUGCGAGGACGCCCGCCACUGCUGGCGGCGAGGACGCUGCUGAUGAUCCUGCUGGGCCUGCACGCCCACUACUGGCUGCUGCUGCACCUGUCCGGCUUCCGCACGCCGCUGAGCGCCGCGCUCUGCAUGUUGGCGAGCAGAGCCAUGUUCUCCGUGCCCUUCAUCCACGUCAACAUCUUCCAGCACAUCGGCCUUCCCAUGUUCAGUCAGGACCGCCGACCCAAACGUCACAUCCUGAUGACACAUGGCGUGAUGAACCUGCCCAGGAACUUCCUGCUGGACUGGACCUUCGGACACUCGCUGGUCAGCUGCCACCUGGAACACCACCUCUUCCCUCACCUGUCUGACAACAUGUGUCUCAAGGUGAAGCCGGUGGUGAGCCGCUACCUGAGCGCCAAGAAUCUCCCGUAUCAGCAGGACGGCUACGUUUCCCGCCUAAAGCUUUUCUUCCACAAGUACCAGGAGCUGAUGGUGGAAGCCCCGCCCAUCACAGAGCUGGUUGGCGUGCAGUGAUCGGCGGUAUGGUCACCUGACAUGUUGUAGGACCUCGCCAUCUGUGCGGGCAUUUAAACAUCAAUCAAUGUCUGACUUUCCUGACUGCUCCUGAAUGCAACAUUGGUCAUCAGAAUAAGUAAACAGGAAAAGAAAACGUCA